AUGGCGAAUCCCUCCCAUGUGUACGAUGCCGUGCACGCACUGGGCAAGCGCUGGCCCAGCUCUGUAGCUCUGGACUCUCUCUCUGCUCUCUCUCUCUCUCUCUCUGCUCUCUCUCUCUCUCUCUGCUCUCUCUCUCUCUCUCUGCUCUCUCUCUCUCUGCUCUCUCUCUCUCUGCUCUCUCUCUCUCUCUCUCUCUCUCUCUCUCUGCUCUCUCUCUCUCUCUCUCUCUCUCUCUGCUCUCUCUCUCUCUCUGGCCGGCCGAGGUGA
Molecule: messenger RNA, 267 nt
Organism: Plenodomus lingam JN3
Lineage: Eukaryota; Fungi; Ascomycota; Dothideomycetes; Pleosporales; Leptosphaeriaceae
Source: RefSeq, a predicted model, not a curated record